AUGGUGGCUUCGUUUGUCCGUCACGGGCUCAGCUUUGAGGAGAUGGUCACUGAGGGCCUGUUUCAGAUCGUGGCGGGGAGUGACACCACGGCUGCUGCACUGAAAGGGGUGCUGCUUUUCCUGCUGAGUGAUUGCCGUGUGUACAAAAAGCUGCAAACCGAGGUAGAUGCUGCGGCCGAGAGGCUAGGACUGCGUCCGGAUCAGGUCAUUCUCGACCACGACGCUAGGCAGCUUCCCUACCUGCAGGCGGUCAUCAAAGAGGGGAUGCGAUGCCACCCGCCGGUGGCGCUACCAAUACCAAAGAUGGUACCUCCAGGAGGAGAUACGGUUGUUGUUGACGGAAAGGAGGUGUUUCUGCCAGGGGGUACACACAUCUCGUACUGCGCAUGGGCCCUACAUAUGCGCAAGGACAUUUACGGGGACGAUGCGACCUGCUACAGGCCUGAGAGGUGGCUUAUAGAGGAGGAUCCGGACAAGCUGGCGAGGAUGCAAAAGGCACACGAGCUGAACUUUGGAUACGGCAAGUAUCAAUGCCUUGGGAAGCAGUUGGCUUUAAUGGAGUUGAACAAGGCCAUGUUUCAGCUGUUAUGGAAUUUCGAUUUGGGAUUGACAAAUCCAAACAUGGGGUGGAGGAAGGCGAACUUUUUAGGAAUUUUCAGCCCUGGUGAGCUGCUUGUUACCGUCAACGAGCGCGGUGGGAGGGUUUGA
Pyricularia grisea is the source of this 708-nucleotide messenger RNA. RefSeq lists its product as uncharacterized. The transcript is spliced from 2 exons. The coding region runs from base 1 to 708 and encodes 235 amino acids. Gene Ontology annotation, molecular function: iron ion binding; heme binding; oxidoreductase activity, acting on paired donors, with incorporation or reduction of molecular oxygen. The record is from RefSeq and is a predicted model, not a curated record. NCBI's taxonomy places the organism in Eukaryota, Fungi, Ascomycota, Sordariomycetes, Magnaporthales, Pyriculariaceae.